Molecule: messenger RNA, 2004 nt
Organism: Odontomachus brunneus
Lineage: Eukaryota; Metazoa; Arthropoda; Insecta; Hymenoptera; Formicidae
Exons: 6
Coding region: 36-1352 (438 amino acids)
Source: RefSeq, a predicted model, not a curated record
UUGAAGAUGAAAGAAACGUUAAGAAGAAAUUAAUUAUGUUGACGCUUAUCAAAACUAUGUUUGAAUCUAUGAUAAAAAAAAUGGAAUUAGCGGUAAUUGGUAUCACGAUUCUUCAUGAGCAUUUGUUUACUGACAUUGUUACGACAAGUCGAUGCUUCCAGGUGGCUUUGCCUUCCCUUCUACUAGAUCCUGAGUUACCCAUGAUCCUAACACCUGACGAAAUGAACGUAAUAAACGAUAUUUUUCUGUGUGAUAAAGAAGUUUGUAAACACUUAUCGUCAUCAGAUCACUCCUGCAUAAUUAUUAAUGAUUUCAAAUCAAUUUAUAAUUGGCAAUCACAAACGUUUCACGCUUUAGCAUCCGAGAACAGAAAAUCGAUGACAAACUCUGAAAUAGUCGACUAUAUCAGCACAUCUAAAUUAGACCGUACUAUCUACAAAAUAUUGAAGAUUCUUGAAAAGCACAUCGACGUUCUUCGCAUGAGUCCUCGCUAUAAAUGUAUCUCGGUACCGUCAGCUCUGUUUCUACACCACAUCCGUUAUUUAUUAGAGCAAUACGUUUUGUGCAGGAUGUUUCUUACGCCAGAACAAGCGAGGAAUAAAGAGUUACAUUACAGAAAACUUUGGCGCUGCUAUAAGAGAUCUACUGAGGAUAUUGCUACGUUUACCUGCGAUCUGGAGAGACAACGAGCUAAUCAUGGAAGAAUGCUGGAGGACGUGGUCAAGCAUUAUAAGAAAAACAUUAUUGCCAUUAACAAAAUUCACAAUAAAUGCAAUCAAGACGUCGCAAAUAUAACGUAUCUAUCUACUUAUCUGUUUGAGAAACUUUUAAAAAUCUCAUCUUUGAAGAUAUUUUUGCUUUCCGCUGCUGUUUACUUUUGCAGUACCAAGUAUGAGAGGAAACAACUCGUUUUAUACAAAACAUGGGAGCUCGAGCAAAAAGAUGUGCAACUAGCAUUGGAGAACGCCAUAGACGAUCUCAAGUCAUUAAAACAGAUGAAUGAGAAAUUGGAAGAAGACGUCCAUGAGCGAAGGUCGGCGAUUGAAUCGAAAUUAAUGGCGAUAAUAAAUGAAUACGACAUGGAAAUCGGCAGUAGAUAUCGAAUGCUUGAGGAGCUCGCUGAAACUUACGAAUACAAUAAGUCAGAGAGAUGCACGCUAGAGAACGAGAUCAAGCAACAGGAGGUGACGUACGUUAACUUCGUUAAACGAAGGGAGGAAGCCGAGAAGACGCGCUGGUAUGAGCGUUUGUCUGCGUUUCGACGAGAACGCGCGGCAAAGUUCAUCCAACGAUGGUGGCGCAAAAUUUUCCGAAGGAGGAAAGAGACGAAAAUUAGAAGGAAAAGAACGUGACUCGCGUAUCGUCAUUGCAAUAUUAUCAAAUGCGUGCUGCACGCAUUGCAGGAUUUAUUUCGAAGAUUCGUUGCGCAUUCGAUUUUGGACGCCCCGCAUGUAAAUUGAGAUAAAUCAACGCGAUGUGCAUUUUAAUCCUCUGCGAUCUGAAUUGUUUUCGGCUUUUCCAUACAGAUUCAUUCACUUCACGACAAUAUUAUGUAGUUUACAUUUACUAUACUUACAAUAUGAUGCGUUUACAACGUGUCUGACAGUUGAUGACACAUCCGUUGUGUGUAGAACUCAUCAAACUGGACACAAAAUUCCUGUAUCAUUUUGCAAACACAGCCAUAUUUUAAUUUUGCGUUAUUAUUUGGAUAUCGUCAAAUAGAAGUGUGCUGUUAUAAUAAAUGUAAUUACAUCUAUCAUAAAUACGCGCCAUGAACUGUAAUGGCGACUCGUCAACUGAAGAAAAAAGCUCUCCACUAUUUUGUAAAAUACCUAUGUAGAUUUUUAGUUAUUAAUUGAAAAAGAUUAGUGCAUCAUCGCGCAUAAUCAUGCAUUAAACUUCUUUAAUUAAUAACUAAAGCUCCACGUAAUUCGCAAGAUGGUAGAGAACUUUUUUGUUUAAUUUAAUUUCAUGUAGAGUGAGUUGAAAAAUGGUUUGGAUACA